Candida dubliniensis CD36 is the source of this 1404-nucleotide messenger RNA. Its product is annotated as ubiquitin-protein ligase. The record is from RefSeq and is a predicted model, not a curated record. Gene Ontology annotation, biological process: ubiquitin-dependent protein catabolic process; protein ubiquitination. Gene Ontology annotation, molecular function: metal ion binding; ubiquitin protein ligase activity. The coding region runs from base 1 to 1404 and encodes 467 amino acids. The transcript is spliced from 2 exons. Gene Ontology annotation, cellular component: cytosol; ubiquitin ligase complex. Lineage: Eukaryota; Fungi; Ascomycota; Pichiomycetes; Serinales; Debaryomycetaceae.
AUGACUGAUGAUACUCAAAUUAUCAAAAUGUGGGAAUCAAUGGACCAUUCAUUAACAUCAUAUUUAUUAUCGAAAAUAACAACAAAUUUAGAAUGUUCAAUAUGUUCAGAAAUUAUGAUUAUUCCAAUGACAAUAGAAUGUGGUCAUUCAUUUUGUUAUGAUUGUAUAUAUCAAUGGUUUUCUAAUAAAAUUAAUUGUCCAACAUGUCGUCAUGAUAUUGAAAAUAAACCAAUUUUAAAUAUUCAUUUAAAAGAAAUUUGUCAUAAAAUUAUUGAAUCAAUAACUGAUAAUAUUAUUAUUAUUGGUGAUGAUGAUAAUGAUAAUAAUCAUUUGAUGAAUAGAAAAUUGGAAUGUUUAAAAACUUAUAAUUUAGAUGUUAAAAAUAAAUCAAUAUUUGGUGAUUUAUUUAAUAAUACUGUGACAACAUUAAUUGAUUGUUCUGAUGGAGUUGCAAGAUGUGGGAAUUGUCAUUGGGAAGCUCAUGGAUCAAUAUGUUCUCAUUGUGGAACUCGAUUUAGAAGAUCAACAAGAAUUAUCAAUGGAGAAAGUGAAGAAGAUGAAGAUGAUGAAAAUGAAGAUGAUGAAGACGAUGCAUUUGAAGAUGUUGUAGCGGGAUUUCGUCAAAGUGUUGAAAUAAAUGAAUAUGAUUCUGAUGAUAGUUUUAUUGAUAGUAGAACAGCUAAUGAAAUACCGGUUGGUAGUGAUAGUGAUAAUGAUAGUGAAAUUAUUACCCAUACUACUGAUAACAAUAACAAUAACAAUAAUCGUAAUAAUAGGGUUAACGGUAAUGUUGAUGAUAAUGAUAGUAAUGAAAAUGAAAAUGAAAAUGAAAAUGAAAAUGUUAGUGAUUAUGAUGUUGAAUAUGUCCAACAUGAAAAUGGUGAUAUUUUUCCUGUUAUACGUAAUCGUAAUAGUGAUUCAUUUGGUAAUAAUAGUGCAAUUCAUGAAGAUUGGCAUGGAUUUGAAAGUGCCACAUCUAGUGUAAUUGAUCGAGCGUUUUCCGAUGAUGACGAUGGUGUCCACGACGACGACGAUGAUGAUGAUGAUGAUGAUGAUGUUUCUCUUGAACAUCUGAUGAAUGAUAGCCAAGAUAGUAUACAUUUAUCAAGUCCUGAACAAGAAAAUAUAAUACAAUUGAGUGGAGAUGAUGAUGAUGAUGAUGAUUCAUAUUAUGAUUCUGAAGAUAUACGAGAUGCAUUGGAUGAAAUGGAUAAUUUUAAUGUCGAUGCCACUGAUUAUGAUAAUAAUGAAGAAGAACAAGAAGAAGAAGAAGAAGAAGAUGAUGUAGUGGAAUUAAGUGAUUAUAAUAGCUAUAGUGAUGAUAUGGUUAGUGAUGUAGAUGAUAAUAACAACAACAACAAUGAUGAUGAUGAUGUUGAUGAUGAUGUUGAUGGUUGGUGGUAA